Molecule: messenger RNA, 879 nt
Organism: Acytostelium subglobosum LB1
Lineage: Eukaryota; Evosea; Eumycetozoa; Acytosteliales; Acytosteliaceae
Exons: 1
Coding region: 1-879 (292 amino acids)
Source: RefSeq, a predicted model, not a curated record
AUGGAUAAAUCAAACAACAAGUCUGGAUGUUUCUUCAAAGAGAUAGAGGCACUAAAGUAUCAACAUCAUAGUGGAGGUCAUGGAGAUGUCAGCACUACUGUAACCACUCUAUUGUCAACUCCACGUGGAGGUAGUAGCAAUGUCACGGUCCAUCCUCAGACACAGACUCAGUCCACAGAUCCUGAACAGCAUGAUGAUGUUCAAUUGUUAAAGAAUAGAAUAGAACAGUUGGAAAAGAUGAUUGGAGUGCAGGUGGAGGAGAGCCAAGCACUGAGGCGAGACAAGGUUGAAGCAAAGAAUGACAAUGACAAGAUGAUCAAGGUGCUGGAGAAUAGUUUGGCAUCAAAGGAGGACGAGUUACAAGGAUUGAGAACUCUGGCGCAACAACUAUCUGCAUCCGAAUCAUCAACAAUUGAGCUCAAACAACAACUUCAAGUUAAGUCGGAUCGUAUCACAUUGCUACAAGAGCAACUGGAUGAACUUGGACAAGAGAGAAAUAGCCUGGAGGACGAUGCCAACAUUACACAACAACAAUUGGACAAGUUCAGAGCUGAUAUAUCCACGUGCAAGACUCUGGCAACAGAGAUGAUCAACCAACUCAAUCGUUUGACAAUCGAGAACGAAGAGUUACAACAACAGUGCUCGUUAGACGAGCGCAACGUCCAAGCCUACAGAGCCAAGAUCGACAACUUUAUGGAGUUGUGGAGUCAACAAGACCAGCUGUGGCGUCAAUUGCUUGGUAGUCCUGGUGGACUGCCCAGACAGUAUGCCUCGACAUCCGCCCCCGUCUCGCCAAACCCAUCCAACACCUCCUUCUCCAAGUCUAGAACACCUGUCAAAAUAGUCAACUCGCCACUCAGUAUUAAAGAGUACCUGUAG